GUUAUCAAUUCUAGAUGUCACUCACAGUACGCUAUCACUGGACGACACCAUUGCGCCUAGCUCUGGUAAAAGCUGUGGAAAAACGUGAAAAACUUUGGAAAAAAUAUCCCGUGGUCAGUCAUAACAGCGAUUUGCGAGCGAAACUCUGGGCAGAAGUAGCCGACGAGCUUACAGAGCAAUACGGCAUUCUCAUCGACACUGAAGACAUGAAGAAAACAUGGAAGAAUUUGAAAGACAACUACUGGCGUAUCAUCAAAGGUUUCGACACAGAACCAGAAAGGGCAAGACGAUGGAAAUUCUAUGAUGCUAUGCGUUUUAUGGAAAGAGCAUGCAUUGACGAGAUGGAUAAGCCUUCCAGAUUUGUGUCGACGGAUCCAGACAAUCAACCGUCAACUUCGAAAAGCCGCGUAAUCCUGCCCGUAUACUUGGUGAACAAGGAAGCAUUGAAGGAAAAACAUCCGCAACGCCCUCCUCUAUAUACUUGUGCCCAAGAGUUUCCUCUACAACUAAAAGGAAUGAGCGGAAAUGCUGGAAGGAAAAAUAGAAGAAGCAAAAAUGGACCUCAUACGAACAAGCCCACAAGCUUUAUUCAAAUUUCAAUUCCGGAACUCGACGCCUUGAUUAGUAAAAAGCAAAGACCAGCAUUUGGCAGUCAAAUACAGUGUAUGCCAGCCGAUUACGCUGAAGAUGAUUUGGCAGUUGCACUAGAGCCCGUAUGGAAGCAACUGGAAGGAGGUAUGAGUGCUACACUCAAAGAAGAACAGAACAAAUUGGAUCAGAAGAACUUUGUCCGGAAAGUAGAAUCAGAAGUAGAGAUUGCAGCGAAGAAAUAUAAGCUAGCAAUCGAUGUUGGGCAAAAAUUUGCUGGACUAAUCAAAUUAUCGCAAUUCCCUCGUGAACUAGACGACAAAGCUUUGAAUACGAUCAUCAAUAGUGCGAUAAAACUACGCAGUUUCUAUCAUCAGCAUGCAUUUUCGUAUUUUGUGAAGGAGAACAUGCCGGAGGGUGAACUUCACCAACUUCUAGGUGCAUUCGAUAACUUCGUUUACAAUGGACAACCGAGGGAUCCCGUAAUAUCCAAGGUGAUCAAUGCUUGCGAUGCCCAUAUAUUCAGCGGAUUUACAGCUUUAUUCACUUUGAUUGAGAGGUACCGAGGGCAAAUACAUUUGAGUUUACCGGACAACCACUGGAAGAGGAUGGAUAAAGACUCCCAGGUAAACAUAUACAAGUACCCCGCAAAGCAGAAACGAAAACAACCCGAACCCGAGGAUCUCGGUGAAGCUGAACUGCACCGCAUUCGGAGCAGUAGAGCCGUACUAGCAAAGAAAAUAAAAGAAUAUGCAGUUUCGGUUCAGUCCACCCAGAAUCUUUUGAGAAAAACGGACUACAACAAGCUUCAGAAAAGGAUUGAUCUCAUCAACACUCUCAGGAAUACAAGGAUCAUUUUGGAGAAAACGAAAAAAGAGCAGCAACAAUUGGAAAUGGAGUAUAACGAGUUGCAGAAAAAGAACAACGCAAAUAAACAAAGAGAGAAAAAGGCUGCCCAGAAAAGCGCCCAAGAAGAGAAGACAACACAAGUUUUGGAGGAUGCGACUGAGGAGGCGCCAACACCAGAUGAACUUUUUGAAGAUAUAGUGAAAGAAGAACCAUUAUGAUUUAUGUGCAUAAGAGAUGUGCACAAAUGAAAAAAACACAAACCGAA
Messenger RNA from Cylicocyclus nassatus, 1702 nucleotides. Lineage: Eukaryota; Metazoa; Nematoda; Chromadorea; Rhabditida; Strongylidae. The record is from the annotation of a GenBank genome assembly.